AUGAUUAUCAAAUUUUCAGACCUUAAUAUUCAAAAUGGCGGCCGUGGUGCGCUAUUGAAAUUUCACGCUUUUUAUCAUUUUUUUUUUUCGUGUUUCGUCUUUUUUUUUGGUACAGCGAACUAAAUUAUAUGUUUUUCAAUGUAAAAUUUUCCGCUGAACACGAUCCCGGUGUCAGAAUUGCCACAUGA
Diabrotica balteata is the source of this 188-nucleotide messenger RNA. Lineage: Eukaryota; Metazoa; Arthropoda; Insecta; Coleoptera; Chrysomelidae. The record is from the annotation of a GenBank genome assembly.